Messenger RNA from Saccostrea cuccullata (small rock oyster), 2954 nucleotides. RefSeq names its product adenylate cyclase type 6-like. The transcript has 20 exons. The coding region runs from base 1 to 2796 and encodes 931 amino acids. The record is from RefSeq and is a predicted model, not a curated record. Gene Ontology annotation, biological process: intracellular signal transduction; cyclic nucleotide biosynthetic process. NCBI's taxonomy places the organism in Eukaryota, Metazoa, Mollusca, Bivalvia, Ostreida, Ostreidae.
AUGUCAUCUGUAAGCGCGCGAGUCUACCCGAUGCUUGCAGACAAUCGCAAACUGACCGCUAAGCUUAGUGUAGCAGACGAACACGCGAUGGAUGGCGAGGAUGAAUGGACAAUUCUUCACGACAGAUUCCCGUGGAAACGCUACAAAUCAGAGACCAUAGAGCAGAAGUACAUACUAUUCAGGAAGGAGAAAAUGUUGUGUAUUUCCAAACACCUACCUUUAUCGUCUGUUGUAUUCGGAGGCAUAAUUUUUGCGCUCAGUAUUUUCCAUUUUGAAGAGGAGAAGGUACCGGUCAUAUUGUCUACCUGUAUCUUUCUCCUGGUAAAUAUUGCCGUUCUCAGUCUGUACUGCGCGAAGGAAAUUCAGACUAACACUUCGCACAUCGUAUCACAAUUUGUCAACAUUUUGCCCUUUUUCCUUUUGGUGUUUCUCCAGAUCUCGGAUCUACAGGAUAUUUCACUAACAGGGACCCGGAUGGAGUGGGUCGUGUUCUUAGUCUUUCUAGCGUUUGUCACCCUUCCCGUGAGAUACUGGAUAUCUUUAAAUGCAACGAUAUAUUUCUGUACCUGUGCUUUUGGAACCUACAUGUAUCAUCAGAUGGACAUGUACCUUAGGAAUGCGUUCUUUGUGAUGAAGGACUCUUUCUUCACUAACAUUGCAAUAGAACGCACCCAAACCCUGCAGAAAAAUCUACUUUCCUCCACUUUGCCAAAAGCUGUUGUAGUGAAGAUGGGGGUGGUUCCUGUCCACAAGCACCUGUGCCAUUUCUAUGAUCAGCAUACUCUCACUAUGCUGUUCUGUCACGUUGUGGGAAUAGGUGACCUUGCCGAUAGAUCUCCUCAGUCUUGCUUAGCGCUGAUCAACGACCUGAUGGCACAGUACACUGUCCUUGCAAAGAAGCAUUUUAUGGAGGAGGUGGGUUGGUCUCUUAGUGAGUACAGUGUCGUCUGCGGGGCGAUGGAGACAAGGGCAGACCACCCCAUCCUGACGGUGUACAUGGCCAUGGCUAUGCUGGAUUAUUUUAGAGAACUGAAGCAGAAGGUAAAGAUUCCCAAUGUCCAUCUAAAGAUCGCCGUCCAUACUGGGGAUAUCAGUACAGCUGUCCUGGGGACUCGUAAUUGGAAAUAUAACCUUCUUGGAAAUGACGUCAUCAAAGCCAAAGCCCUAUUAAAGCAGACUCAGAACGGGCAGGUCCUAAUCUCAGGUGCUACUAGAUCAACCCUGCAUGACGAAUUCAUCAUAGAGACGAUCUCAGAAUCAGCCUUCUCUGUAAAAUACGUCAUCAAAAGGUUCAGUGCCUCUGAUUACGAAAUGGGGAUAGCGGCUCGCAGAAUUCACAGAAAGCGACUAGAAGAGGAUGUCCAAAAGCUACGAGAUAGGAGCAUAAAAAUCAGAGAAUUGAAAAGGAAGCGAUCCAGUAUGCAGACUUUUUACCAGAACUCCAUUAAACACGUAUGUGACAGAAAAAAGGAAGGUCUGAGUGUGGCCUAUAUUUGCCUCUGUGUCGGCUUUAUUCUCACUAACUUUUACAUCAACGCUGUCAUCUCUAACAUUUCAUCCUCAGACUUCAUACUUCUAGCCAUUUCAGUACUGUUUCUUCUGAGUUUUAUCCCCUUUAAUUUCGUCAUUAGUAAAAUAGAGCAUCACAAGUCCAUUCUAACUUUGAUAUUUGGUCACUUGUUCUUGAUUGGAGUGGUUGCUUCCUUUAUUUGCUCAACUGUGAUAUUACUGGUAGAUUGUAAAACAGCUUUUUUAUCAAACAACGACACAACGACUCCCGCCAAUUCUCAGCUCAGUGAUGACGUGUGCUCAUUUCCGUCCUUUCUUACUGUAGCGGCCAGUAUCCUGUUGGUCGCCCUGUCCACCUGCAGUGUGAUCGGACUGGCCAGCAAGCUUUGUUUUAUCACGAUUAUUGCGGCACUGCACUAUCUGAUAAAUUUCAGUAUUUUUCCCUCCUUCUCUGAUUGGUUUUUUGAUUAUCCGGGAUCCUCGGUACCAAAGGACGACCUGACAGUACACUUCGGCGGAAUUUGUGUCUGUGUUCUCCUUCUCAAUAUACAGAUCUCUAGCCUUUCUAGCGGACUGGUGGCUUUAACGUUCAGAAAUAGACGUAAAAACCAACAGCUUUUAGACUGCAAGCAGAAAUACAGGUUACUGGUGCUAGACUCGUUUCCAUUUGAAGUAGCUACCGCCUUUCUUAGCUUUAUUGACCAUCAUAAGAGCGUGUUUGAGGGAACAGUCAAUGAUGUCGGUGUUGCUGUUCUUUCGUUGUCGUCCGAUGACGACGCUGAAGAUCCGGACAAUGAAACAUCUGAAAUCGAUGACAAAAUAUUACAGAUUGUUGAAAAAAUGGACAAGAUGCUACAGUUCUCGUAUAACAUGGUGUACCGGGUAUCCUCGUCUGUGACGUCACACACCUUUAUCAGUGGAGUGUGUUACGGUGCUCAGGAUAAUCAAGAUGUUAAGGAUUACAGACAUCUAGAUCAAUUGAUGAGUUUUGUGCAUCAAAUUCAAAAGAUUUGCUCAGAUAUGAAUGUUGAAAAUAUGAAAGCAGGUGUGCACUUUGGAUCCACUUUAUCCAGUAUUGUAGGCGGAUCCAGGGCUCGAUGGGGUGUCUGGGGAACAACGAUAGAUACUGCAAAUGAAAUUCACUCAAUAUCAACACCAAACACGAUUAAGGUGUCAAAAGAAGUUACAGAUAGGUUGGAGACGUUUGGAUACAACUUUGAAAACCCAGAAAAUUUUAAAAUGGCGGACGUUUCUGUGACAGUUUUCACCUACAGAGAACCUUCAUGACGUAAAACUCAAUUGAUCUGUUAAAAGCACAAUACUGAUUGCAGGGGCGGUAAAUUGCGUUGAUGAGUGUCUGGAAUACUUUAACACUUAUUUGUCCUUUUGUCAUUUUAAUUAAAAUUUCUUAUUUGUCAAAACACAAAUACUUGUACCUACCUCUA